UUUCCUCUUUUCAACUUUAUUUUUUUGUGUGUAUUUAAUUUUCAUAUUUUUUUUCACCGGUGGAAAAUCGUUCCAUUGUUUAAUGAUAAUGGCCAAUCAAAAACCAGUCGAAUGGGUUACAUCCCUGUUAUCACGAUUUGAAGAACAAUUACCAUAUCGUAGUGGUCCACAGACCAGUCAAACACGUGUAAAUGUUGAACAAAUUAAAGAAACAUUGAUACAGAUUUCAAAGACAAAAUUUUCAUUAGUUAUUUCUGGUUUAACUAAAACAUUACAUACUGUAAAUGAAAUGUUCAUUUCACAAAGAUCUCAAAUCCAUGGUCCAAUACAGCCAGAAUUUGAAAGAAAUUUCUAUGAAUCUCAAUUAUUAUUAUUGGAUACAUUGGAAAAAUGUCUUAGCAUACAGCCAAAAGAAACAACACGUUAUGAUGAAACAAUGAAUGUUAAAGCAUUAUUGAAAGAAAUCUGUCAUUUUAUUGAAUCAUCCAAUGAUAAUAUAAUGGCAGCACAAUUAAAAGUUUUAGCAUCCAAAGUACUAUUUUCACUUAGUUUAAAUAAUUUUAAUGCCGUUUUUAGCCGUAUAUCGGCACGAUUACAAGAAUUAUCAAAUACAUCGGAAGAAAAUAUGGAUUUUAUCGAUAUUGAAUUAAUACAAUAUAUUAAUGUUGAUAUAAAUCGUUUAUUGAAAUUAUUAUUGGAAAUUAAUUUAAAAUUUCGUUCAUUGAAAAAGAAUGCCCACUAUAUACUGUUGAAUAAUGUUGAAAAAGCUAUAUGGAAUUGGAUUGAAACAUAUCCACAGGAAUUUAUGGAAUAUCAAUGUCGGCCAAAUGAAGAACUAAGUGAUUGUUGCGAUAAAUUAUUUGAACAUUUGGAUUCAUAUGCUGAAAAUAAUAAUAAACGUAAAAAUUUUGUUUGGCCAUUACAAAUCCUAUUAUUGUUACUAUGUCCAAAAAUAUUGGAAGAAAUUGUUAAUGCCGAUAGUGGUGCACCAUUUUCAUCACGACAUCAAAGGAAAAGAAAUUUUAUUGAAAAUGUUAAAAAAUCAUUAGUACCACAUAGUUCCAGUAAACAAUUGACCGAAGCAGCUGCUAUUACAUGUGUAAAAUUAUGUAAAGCAUCAACAUAUAUAAACAUAUUGGAUAGCAAUAAUGUUAUGUUUACAUUGGUACAAUCCGUUAUUAAUGAUUUGAAAUUAUUAUUAUUCAACACGAAACCAUUGAUACGUAGCCCAUCAAAUCUUUAUAACGAUGUUGAAUUGAUGAUUGAAUGUUUUGUUUCAAUAUUCCGUAUAACACCGCAUAAUAAUGAAGCAUUGAAAGUUUGCCUGAAUCCAAAUUGUCCAUCAAUGUAUCAUUAUGUAUUGGUUUGUUCAUUGUUUCGCAUCAUUGUUCAACCACGAUUAUCAUGGUGGCCAAAAAUUGAUAUCAUCUAUAAUAAAGCACCAGAAUUACGUUUUAUGUUUACAGAAACAUUGAUAAAAGCAACACAAGGAUGUAUUUCACAUACACCAUUACGAAUGAUACAGCUUUGUCAGAGUUUCACAUUGAAAGAAAAAGUAACAACAUUAAAAUUCAAAGAUAAAUCAUCGGAAGAAGGUUUAAAUUUUAAAAAUCUUUUAUUAUGGAUGGUUCGCCUGAUACGUGUGAAUCCUAUACUAAUGUUAAAUAAUCAAGGCAAAGCUGGCCAUGAAAUACAAAGUAAUACACUUGAAUUGAUCAAUGGACUGGUGUCGUUAGUACAUCAACCAUCGAUGCCUGAUAUUGCACAAGAAGCAAUGGAAGCAUUACUUGUUCUACAUCGACCUGAAAAUAUUGAAUUAUGGAAUCCAGAAGCACCGAUCAAUACAUUUUGGGAUGUAUCAUCACAAGUAUUGUUUUCAAUAUCACAAAAAUUAAUACAACAUCAAAUUGUUAAUUAUACAGAAAUAUUGAAAUGGUUACGUGAUAUAUUGAAACAACGAAAUUAUUUCCUAUUACGACAUAAAGAUUAUGCAAAUAUUGGCAGUCAUGUGGCUAUUUGUAAACAGGCACAUAUAAAACUUGAAGUCGUUCUAUUCAUCUAUUUAUGGUCUAUUGAUAUUGAAUGUGUAUUGGUGGCCAUGUCUUGUUUUGCUUUGUUAACCGAAGAAGCCGAUAUUCGUUGUGGCCAAGAUGAUUUAACCGAUACGUAUUCAUUGCCAAAUUAUCAUGUAUAUCUUGAAUUAACAAAUGCAAGUACAAUUCUUACUACUGGUCGUGCUGCAUUACAGAAACGAAUUAUGGCAUUGUUGCGUAAAAUUGAAAAUUGUACACAAGGCUGUUCACAAGCAUGGGAAGAUUCAUUCCUGAAUUGGGAUUCAACAACAAAAUUUCUGGUUAGUUAUCCAAAAAGUAAACUCGGUGAUUCUGAACAAUCGGAUGGUUUGCAUCGUAAUGUUUCCAAACGUCGUGCAUCACAUCAAAGCACUGAACAUGAACUGGAAGAUCAAAUUAAUGAAUGGGCCAAUAUGACUGGAUUCUUGUGUGCAUUGGGUGGUGUUUGUUUUAAAAAAUCUGCCAAUAAAUCAUCAUCAUUUGCCAUGAAUAUUAUUGCUGAUACAAACAAGAAAAAUCUUGUACUACCAAACUGUCAUGAUUCAUUACAAUAUUGUCCAGUCACUCAAUUUGUUGGUGUUGUAUUGAAAUUACUUGUUUGUCAUAAUGAAAAAUUUGGUACACAAAUACAGAAACAUGUGAAAGAUUUGUUGGCACAUGAAAUGUCACCAAUGUUAUAUCCAAUAUUGUUUGAUCAGAUAAAAAUAUUGAUUGAAAAAUUUUUCGAUUCAAAUGGCCAAGUACAAUUAACUGAUACGAAUACACAAUUCAUCGAACAUAUCAUAUUUAUAAUGAAAUCAAUAUUUGAAAAUAAAUCUGAACAUACAACAGAAAAUCUUGGACAAACAACAAGUAUUGAACAUAUAAUGUUGGCCAUUGUACGUUAUGUUCGCCAUUUAGAUUCAAAUAAUAAUCAUCAUAUACAUAUCAAGAAUAAAGUCUGUCAAUUAGUUGAAGCAAUGAUGGCACGUCGUGAUGAUCUGUCAUUUAGACAAGAAAUGAAAUUUCGUAAUAAACUUGUUGAAUAUUUAACCGAUUGGGUUAUGGGCAAUUCACAUCAAAUGCAGCCAACAGUUUAUACGGAUUUAACAUCAUUAUUACGUGAUUUAGAUCAAUCUUGUAUGCAAGCUGUUGCGGCAUUAUUACGUGGUUUACCAUUGCAACCAGAAGAAUCUGAUCGUGGUGAUUUAAUGGAAGCAAAAUCACAACUUUUUCUUAAAUAUUUUAGCCUAUUUAUGAAUCUACUCAAUGAAUGUAGUGAAGUAUUAUCCACUGAAGAUACUGUUUCAAAUAAUUCUGGUGAAGCAACACGUUGUACUGUUGCUGCAGCACGUUUUCAAUCAUCAACAUCAACAAAAUUGAGUGAAUUACGAACAUAUACAAUACAGGCAAUGUCCAAUUUAUUGAGUGCCAAUAUUGAUUCUGGAUUAAUGCAUUCCAUUGGUCUUGGUUAUCAUAAAGAUCUACAAACACGUGCAGCAUUUAUGGAAGUGUUGACAAAAAUUCUUCAACAAGGUACCGAAUUCGAUAUGUUAGCCGAAACAGUAUUGGCCGAUCGUUAUGAACAAUUAGUUCAGCUGGUAACAAUGAUUGGCGAGAAAGGUGAAUUGCCCAUUGCAAUGGCAUUAGCCACAGUGGUUGUCACACCACAAAUGGAUGAAUUGGCACGUGUAUUUGUUACAUUAUUCGAUGCUAAACAUAUGUUAUCAUCAUUAUUGUGGAAUAUGUUCUACAAAGAAGUUGAAGUAUCCGAUUGUAUGACCACAUUGUUUCGUGGUAAUAGUCUUGGUAGCAAGAUAAUGGCAUUUUGUUUUAAAAUCUAUGGUAGUUCAUAUUUAAAAAAUCUUCUUGAACCAUUGAUAAAACCGUUGUUGGAUUCAGCACCAAACACUAGUUAUGAAGUAGAUUCAGCACGAUUCGAUGAUAAUGAUAAUGUUGAAACUAAUCGUAACAAUUUGAUGGCAUUAACACAGAAAAUAUUCAAUGCAAUCAUUUCAUCAGCGGAAAAAUUUCCAUCACAAUUGAAAUUAAUUUGCCAUUGUUUAUAUCAAGUUCUCAAUAAACGAUUUCCAAAUUUUCCACAUAAUAUCAGCGCUGUUGGUACGGUGGUAUUUCUGCGGUUCAUUAAUCCAGCAAUAGUGUCACCAUUUGAAUUGGGCAUUAUUGAAAAACAACCAGCGCCAAAAAUUAAACGUGGUCUAAUGCUUGUAUCGAAAAUUCUGCAAAACAUUGCUAACCACGUGGAAUUUAGUAAAGAACAACAUAUGUUAUGUUUUAAUGAUUUUCUUCGAACAAAUUUUGAUGCCGGUAAACGAUGGAUUUAUCAGAUUGCAUCCGAAGUGGAAAUAGUCGAAUAUCAAGCUAAUCAUAAUAUAUCAUUUAUUAGUGAUGCAAAUGUCCAUGCAUUACAUCGAUUGUUAUGGAAUCAUCAGGAAAAAAUUGGUGAUUAUCUAUCCAGUUCACGUGAUAAUAAAGCAAUGGGCCGUAGGCCAUUCGAUAAAAUGGCUACAUUGUUAGCAUAUCUUGGACCACCUGAACAUAAAACAAUAAGUGAAUCACAAUGGAAUUCAAUGGAAAUGACAUCAACAAAAUUCGAAGAAAUAAUGGCUAAACAUAAUAUGCAUGAAAAAGAUGAAUUUAAAUCGAUAAAAUCAUUGAAUAUAUUCUAUCAUGCUGGUACAUCAAAAGCCGGUAAUCCAGUUUUCUAUUAUAUUGCACGUAGAUAUAAAAUUGGUGAAACCAAUGGUGAUCUAUUGAUCUAUCAUGUUAUAUUGACAUUGAAACCAUUCUGUCAUAAACCAUUUGAAUUGGUCAUCGAUUUCACACAUACUUGUGCUGAUCAUCGUUAUAGGACAGAAUUUCUACAAAAAUGGUUUGUUGUAUUGCCAGAAAUUGCGUAUGAAAAAAUUGUCGCCACCUAUAUUUAUAAUUGUAAUAGCUGGGUACGUGAAUAUUCUAAAUAUCAUGAUCGUCUAUUGGUACCAUUGAAAGGUAGUCGUAAAUUAAUUUUUGUUGAAAGUGCACAAAAAUUAAGUGAAUAUAUUGAUAUUGAACAACAACGAUUACCUGGUGCUACAUUAUCAUUGGAAGAAGAUCUUAAAGUAUUUAAUAAUGCAUUAAAAUUAUCACAUAAAGAUACAAAAGUAUCGAUAAAAGUUGGUCCAACAGCCAUACAGAUUACAUCGGCUGAAAAAACAAAAGUUUUGGGUAUUCCCGUUUAUUUAAAUGAUGUUUAUUAUGCAUCAGAAAUUGAAGAAGUUUGUCUGGUGGAUGAUAAUCAAUUUACAUUGACCAUUGCAAAUGAAAGUGGUCCAUUAUCAUUCAUACAUAAUGAUUGUGAUAGUAUCGUACAGGCUAUCAUCCACAUACGAACAAGAUGGGAAUUAUCACAACCAGAUUCUGUAACGGUUCAUACGAAAAUACGACCAAAAGAUGUACCUGGUACAUUACUUAAUAUGGCUCUUUUAAAUCUUGGCAGCGCUGAUCCAAAUCUUCGUACAGCUGCCUAUAAUCUUCUUUGUGCAUUGACCGGUACAUUUGAUUUGAAAAUUGAAGGUCAACUUCUUGAAACAGCUGGUCUUUGUAUACCAUCGAAUAAUACAAUUUUCAUCAAACAAAUUAGUGAAAAAUUGGCCAUGAAUGCAUCACAUUUAACAUUAGAAUUUCUUGAAGAAUGUAUUCAAGGUUUUCGUUCAUCAAACAUCGAACUGAAACAUCUUUGUCUUGAAUAUAUGACACCAUGGUUACCGAAUCUGACAAGAUUCUGUAAACAAACCGAUGAUAAUAAACGACAACGUGUUGCAACCAUAUUGGAUAAAUUGAUUACAUUGACUAUUGAAGAAGUAGAAAUGUAUCCAUCAAUACAAGCCAAAAUAUGGGGUAAUAUUGGACAGAUUUCGGAUCUGUUGGAUUUAACAUUGGAUAGCUUUUUGAAACGAUCUGUAACCGGUGGUCUUGGUAGUUCACAGGCAGAAAUUAUGGCUGAUACAGCUGUUGCAUUGGCAUCAUCAAAUGUACAACUAGUGGCAAUGAAAGUAAUAAGUCGAUUAUGUCGGGUAAUCGAAAAAACCUGUACAUCACCAACAUCAACAUUGGAACAACAUCUUAUGUGGGAUGAUAUUGCCAUUCUAGGUCGUUAUCUAUUAAUGUUAUCAUUCAAUAAUUGUCUGGAUGUUGCCAAUCAUUUGCCAUAUUUAUUUCAUAUUGUCACAUUAUUAGUUCAUAUUGGACCAAUUUCAUUACGUGCAUCCAUUCAUGGUUUAGUCAUCAAUAUUAUUCAUUCAUUGUGUACUUGUACAAAACCAUCAUUCAGUGGUGAAACACAACGUGUUUUAAGACUAAGUUUGGAUGAAUUUAGUUUGCCAAAAUUUUAUUUAUUAUUUGGCAUUAGUGAUGUUAAAUCAGCGGCUGUUACUGCAUUUCGUACACAUCCAACAUUGAAUUAUAAUCGUCAUUAUUGUACUGAUCGUCAUUAUAAUAAUCUGACACAGGAUCGUGCUAUUGCUACUAUGAAUGAAAAUUAUGAUCGUUUACCAUUGAAUUCAUUGGAAACAAUUACCGAUGCAUUGUUGGAAAUAAUGGAAGCUUGUAUGAAAAAUAUACCUGGUUGUGAUUGGCUACAACGGUGGACUGAAAUGUCCCGAUCAUUUGCAUUCAGAUAUAAUCCGGCUUUACAACCACGUUCCAUUAUUGUAUUGGGUUGUAUAUCAAAAUUUACGACCGAUAAAGAAAUUCUUGGUCUAUUACGUAUCCUAGUGAAAGCAUUAGAAUCAUUUCAAGAUCUUCAACUAAUUGAAUCGAUUAUAAUGUGUUUAACACGAUUACAACCAUUACUUAAUCCUGAUUCACAUAUACAUCGUGCAUUAUUUUGGAUAUCAAUUUCCGUAUUACAAUUAGAUGAAAUAUCAUUAUAUGCAUCUGGUUUAGCAUUACUUGAACAAAAUCUACAUACAUUGGAUUCAUCAACAACAUUUGAAUUGAAUACAUUGAAAUCUGUAAUGAUGGCAACACGUGAACCACUAGAAUGGCAUUUCAAACAAUUAGAUCAUUCAGUUGGUUUAAGUUUUAAAUCAAAUUUUCAUUGUGCAUUAGUUGGACAUCUGAUAAAAGGUUUUCGUCAUCCAACCCCGACAACUGUAUCACGUACAACACGUAUAUUGAAUAUGUUACUAGAGAUUGUUGCUAAACCACAUAAACGUGAUAAAUUUGAAGUUAAUCUUGAAUCGGUACCAUAUUUAGCUGCAUUAUUACCUGUAUCCGAAGAAGUUCAAAGUAGAGUACAUCUUCGACAUCGUGUUACCCGUAUGAUUUUGGAUCGUACAUCGUCGAAAAAUUAUCCAACAACCAAUGAAAUACAACAAAAUCAAACAACACAUAAUCCACCACACACACAAUCAUCAAAUGUUAACGGUGCUGGCAGCGGUGGUUCUAAUACAAAAUUAUUAAAUAUUUCAUCAUCAUCAUCAUCAUCAUCACCGGCCACUAUGAUGACCAUACAGCAAACAUUAGCACCAAGUCCAUUGUCAUCACCAUCAACAUUAAUGAAUCUACCAUUAAGUAGUUAUAUAACACAACCACAUAAAGUAAUGUUUGCUCAAACACAUCAACAAUAUUAUACAACGACAUCAUCGAUAUCAUCAUCGAAUCCAAAUACACCGACAAGUAUAAGGCAAAAAUCGAUUGAUUCAAAUAUUGCUACUACUACGGCCACUUUUUAUACAAAUCAACAAUCAACCGGAAAUGCAACGACUACUACCGUAACUACUACUACUGUUACUUCUGGUGCUAAUUCUGCUGUUGCUGGUGCUACAACAACAACAACAACAACAACCGGAACUAAUAAUAAAGUAAUUAAAACACCAUUGAAACCAAAUCUUUCAAAUCAUAUUGCUGCUACCGUAUUACAUUCAUCUGUAUCACCAAAUUCAUCAAUCAAUUCUAAUUGUACAUCAUCAUUAGAUGUGGAUGAUAAACAUUGGAAAAGUUUAGAUAGUGAAUCAUUAACAUCAUCUGUAUAUCGACCAUUAUUUCGUACACAACGUAGUAGUUCAAUGCCAUCACCAAAAAUUGCUAAUAAUUCGAAAAAUGGUGAAUUAUUUGACAAUAAUAAUCUAUUCGAUGAACAAUCGUUAAAAGAUUCACAGGAACAACAACAAAAAUCAUCAUCAUCAUCGAAUCAUGAUCAUCAUAAACAUCAUCAUCAUUUGGUUGAUAUUCAUCAUCAUCAUCAUCAUCAUUCAAAACAUGAUCCAAAACAAACGAAUCGAAAAUCACGAUUAUCCGUUUCGAAUGAGAAUAAUAUUUUGCUUGAUCCAGAUGUAUUGAUUGAUUUUCAAAAUCAGGCACUAAUUCUAACCAUUCUGGCAACAUUGGUACGAAACACAACGGAUGAAUCUGAAAUGCGUACAUUAUAUGAAUAUUUGGCUGAAGCAUCAGUGGUUUUUCCAAAAGUUUUUCCUGUGAUACAUUCAUUAUUGGAUUCAAAAAUUACAAGCGUACUAUCAUUAUGUCAUGAUAAAGUUAUAUUGAGUGCUGUACAAUGUAUAAUACAUAAUAUGGUACUGUGUAAUGAAGAACCACAACAACAAUCACAUUGUUUACAAACAUUUGGCUUCGGGGGCCUAUGGAGAUUUGCUGGACCAUUUUUAAAAUCCGAAUCAAAUUUAGACAAUGCUGAAUUGUUUGUCAAUUGUUUAGAGGCAAUGGUUGAAACUUGUCUUACUGUUGAUGAAAAUGAAAAUGAUAUCAAUAAUGAAUAUAUGAGUGAAUAUUCAAGUACAUUAAGUUUAACUUCGACAAUGAAUCUAAGUUCAUCGAUAUUAUCGGUUACACCACCGAAUGAAAAAGAUUAUCAUCAAAAUAAUAAUCAUCAUCAUCAGCCAAAUAAUAAUAUUUGUGAUAAUAAUAAUACUACCAACACAUCCACAACAACGAAUACAAGUUUGACGUCGACUACGACAACAGCUGCUGCUGUUCUGUAGCAACAAAAGAAAUGCUUGCAACAGCUAAUUCAUUUAAUAAUUUAUCCAUGAAUAAAGAUCGUAAAGAAUCACAACCACCACCACCAUCACAUCAUCAUCAUCAUCAAUAAUUAAGCAUAAUUCAUCAUCAACAUCAUUAACAAAUGUAUUAUCACCACAGAAUAGUUUGAAAUUUAAUAAAUCGAAUCCAUUGGGUAAACGAUAAUCAUCAUUCAUCAUUCAUCAUCAUUA
This is a messenger RNA of Dermatophagoides farinae (American house dust mite), 9283 nucleotides long. The record is from RefSeq and is a predicted model, not a curated record. Lineage: Eukaryota; Metazoa; Arthropoda; Arachnida; Sarcoptiformes; Pyroglyphidae.